CUUUUUUGGGUUUCCGGCCAGAGGCAUGCUGGGAGCGUCACAUGCAAAUUGAGCGUGCACCCAGCGUUCCGCCCUUUCUACGUUGGGCCGGUUAUCGACCUGGCCCAGUGCGCAGGCGCGGGAAAGUUGAACUAAUAAAGUUUGUACGAGUUGAGUGGAGAAGACCGCAAGUUGAGUGGAGGAGGCGGCGGUGGGGCCCCGGACCAGGUGCCUCCAUGGCAGGCUCUGAAGAGCUGGGGCUCCGGGAAGACACGCUGAGGGUCCUAGCUGCCUUCCUUAGGCGUGGUGAGGCUGCCGGGUCUCCUGUUCCAACUCCACCUAGCCCUGCCCAAGAAGAGCCAACAGACUUCCUGAGCCGCCUUCGAAGAUGUCUUCCCUGCUCCCUGGGGCGAGGAGCAGCCCCCUCUGAGUCCCCUCGGCCUUGCUCUCUGCCCAUCCGCCCCUGCUAUGGUUCAGAGCCUGGCCCAGCUACUCCAGACUUCUAUGCUUUGGUGGCCCAGCGGCUGGAACAGCUGGUCCAAGAGCAGCUGAAAUCUCCGCCCAGCCCAGAAUUACAGGGUCCCCCAUCCACAGAGAAGGAAGCCAUACUGCAGAGGCUGGUGGCCCUGCUGGAGGAGGAGGCAGAAGUCAUUAACCAGAAGCUGGCCUCGGACCCCGCCCUGCGCAGCAAGCUGGUCCGCCUGUCCUCCGGCUCUUUCGCCCGCCUGGUGGAGCUGUUCUGUAGCCGGGAGGACAGCUCUCGCCCAAGCCGAGCAUGCCCCGGGCCCCCGCCUCCUUCCCCGGAGCCCCUGGCCCGCCUGGCCCUAGCCAUGGAGCUGAGCCGGCGCGUGGCCGGGCUGGGGGGCACCCUGGCCGGACUCAGCGUGGAGCACGUGCACAGCUUCACGCCCUGGAUCCAGGCCCACGGGGGCUGGGAGGGCAUCCUGGCUGUUUCACCCGUGGACUUGAACUUGCCAUUGGACUGAGCUCUUUCUCAGAAGCUGCUACAAGAUGACACCUCAUGUCCCUGCCCUUUUCGUGUGCUUUUCCAAGUCUUCCUAUUCCACUCAGGGCUGUAGGGUGGUGGUUGCCCUACCUGUUUUUGCCAAAAAUAAAUUGUUUAAAACUUUUCUUAUUAAAAAUGUUACAAAGUA
This is a messenger RNA of Gorilla gorilla gorilla (western lowland gorilla), 1133 nucleotides long. It is a transcript of the gene BCL2L12, whose product is annotated as BCL2 like 12. The transcript has 7 exons. Bases 42 to 965 code for a protein of 307 amino acids. Gene Ontology annotation, biological process: regulation of extrinsic apoptotic signaling pathway. NCBI's taxonomy places the organism in Eukaryota, Metazoa, Chordata, Mammalia, Primates, Hominidae. The record is from RefSeq and is a predicted model, not a curated record.